Microthlaspi erraticum is the source of this 432-nucleotide messenger RNA. Lineage: Eukaryota; Viridiplantae; Streptophyta; Magnoliopsida; Brassicales; Brassicaceae. The record is from the annotation of a GenBank genome assembly.
AUGGGUGCAUCAUCUGCGAUUACAGAAACCAACGGCACCGCAUCGUCGCCGUCGUCGAAUCACAAGCCUCCGGCUACGAACGGCGGUAAUGCGCCUUCCCCUCAUUCUACUCCUUUAGCUCCUGAGCAGGCGAUUUCAGUGUAUGAUCCGUCGAAGAAGAGGAAAAUGGCGAUGCUUCCGCUCGAAGUGGGUACUCGUGUGAUGUGCCGGUGGAGAGACGGAAAACACCACCCGGUGAAAGUAAUCGAGCGCCGGAGGAUACACAACGGCGGCCACAACGACUACGAGUAUUACGUUCAUUACACUGAGUUUAAUAGGAGGCUAGAUGAAUGGACUCAACUGGACCAACUGGAUCUUGGUUCAGUAGAAUGCGCCGUUGAUGAGAAAGUGGAAGACAAGGUAGCUUUGUUAGUUUCAUUGCAUGAACUUUAA